This is a messenger RNA of Phyllotreta striolata, 1810 nucleotides long. Lineage: Eukaryota; Metazoa; Arthropoda; Insecta; Coleoptera; Chrysomelidae. The record is from the annotation of a GenBank genome assembly.
GCGAGCGCUUUCCCCGACCGGUCACAGUAACGCGCGGCUACUCGGGAAACUCCACUAUUAGCGAUACCCGGACUGGUUUGAAAGUUUUCGCCGUACCAGCGGUCUUCGAGAGUUUGGUUAAGAGUGCGAUAUGCGGCUGGGAGGUUUCGGGUAUUCUUAACGCUCAUUGUGUGACUAGCCAGCAGACAAUAAAAUGAAGUGCCAAUCACCAUAGCAACCGUAUGCAGUUCGAUCGCUCCAAGUAAACCAUCACCAUUCUAUUGCUCAAUCGCUCAAUCAAACACACAAAAUGAACGAAUUUAUGAAAAUCACCGAUCAAAAAACCAGAAACACCUCCGAGAUCAUCGAAGGCAACUUCACCGAUCACAUCACCAACAGCUCCGUAACGGAUCCGUUCAAUCCGUGGCCGUCCCACUCGUGGCUGCUCUGCUUUAUGGUGGCGCUGAAGACUUUGAUCAUGGUCUUCAUCAUAAUCGCGGCGCUGUUCGGCAAUCUCCUAGUGAUCGUGUCCGUGAUGAGACACCGAAAGUUACGCGUCAUCACCAAUUAUUUCGUCGUGAGUUUGGCCCUGGCCGACAUGCUGGUGGCCAUUUGGGCCAUGUGUUUUAACUUUAGUGUCGAAGUUAGUGGAGGUAGAUGGAUAUUCGGGUAUUUUAUGUGCGACGUGUGGAACUCGUUGGACGUUUAUUUCUCGACGGCGUCCAUACUGCAUUUGUGCUGCAUCAGCGUCGAUAGAUAUUACGCCAUAGUCCAGCCCCUGGACUAUCCCCUAAUAAUGACGAACGUGCGCUUGGUGUUCAUGCUGGCGGUGGUGUGGUUUUCCCCUGCGUUACUUUCAUUCCUGCCGAUUUUUAUGGAAUGGUACACGACGGCCGAGCACUUGGAAUUCCGCAGGAGGAAUCCGCAUAUCUGUUCGUUUACAGUGAAUAGAACUUAUUCAGUGAUAUCGUCGAGCGUCAGUUUUUGGGUGCCCGGAAUGGUUAUGAUUUUCAUGUACUACAGGAUAUACGUGGAGGCCGAUAGGCAGGAAAGAAUGCUGUAUAGGAGUAAAGUGGCCGCGGCAUUGCUCAACAAGCACCUUCAAAUCAACGGCAUAUCCGCCGGACUGACGUCGUUAAGGCAAUCAGUGGACGAGGGCCUGGUGACGGACGACAAGGCUGCAGCGGCGGAGGCGGUGGCUACCGAUCCCGGAUCCAGCAGUAAAAUGAAAAGGGAGAGAAAGGCGGCGAGGACGUUAGGGAUUAUAGUGUCGGCGUUUUUGGCUUGUUGGUUGCCGUUUUUUCUUUGGUAUGUCAUAUCAGCGCUAUGCGGGUACAGGCUGUGCUACAGCCCCCCUUGGGUGGUGACGCUGGUCUUCUGGGUGGGGUACUUCAAUUCGGCCCUCAACCCGCUGAUCUACGCCUACUUCAACAGGGAGUUCCGGGUGGCGUUUACGAAGACGCUGCAGAGCUGCUGUCACUUCUCGUCGCAGCUGGUGUGCAGGAAGUACUCGCUGCGCAGGGAGCCGCCGAUGACCUGCAGCAACGCGUCCAGCGAGUUGCACGGUAACAACUUGCUGCGGGCCGAGGCGAUAGUGCAGCGAUUCAACAAUCUCUCCGAGCAGGAGUUCAUUAAUUUAAGGCAAAACGAAGCUGUUAUUUAAAGGUUCCGAGAGCUUAGAAUUAGUUACAUAUCGAAGGCAAUAAGGCUGUAGUUGCGACGUGGUUUGAUCGAGUAAUUUCUUUUUUUAUUAUAACGAUAAAUUUUGAUGGGUAUGUAUUAUUUUAAAUACCUACCUCACUUAAUUGAAUAUCGAUUUAGUGCAUAUGUG